AUGACUUGGAGAGUGAUUCAUAGUUUACCACAUUCUGACAUAUUCGGUUCAUGGGUUCAAGAAGCAUUGAAUAUUUCUAAACUGCUUGAACAAGAAGAUCAAGGCCAUACCAAAAUUCAGAUUGUGUCGCCUUCCUCUUCCGAAGCCCAAAAGCACUUGAUGGACUUGAAGUCGUUGUCAAUGGUGUCACCUCGUGAAGGAAAAGCAAUUAGCUUCAUAAAGGAAGAAGUGAUGCCUGGUCCGGCUUCGGUUGGGAUCUUUACGAUUUCACAGAGUUGUAGUGGAGUAGCUGCUAGAGCCUGCGGUCUUGUAAGUUUGGAGCCGACAAAGAUUUUAGAGAUUCUUAAAGAUCGCCCUUCUUGGCACCACGAUUGCUGGAACCUUGAAGUUUUUACAACGUUUCCUGCUGGAAAUGGCGGAACAAUUAAACUUGUAUAUACACAGAUUUUUGCUCCAACAACACUUGCUCCUGCGCGGGAUUUCUGGACCUUAAGAUACCCUACAAGUUUAGAAAACGGAAGUCUUGUGAUUCAAACUGUAAAGACAACUACUUGGGCACCAACUUCUUCAGGUCAAGCUCCGUUACCAAACUUUAAAAUCAUUUUUAUUUCACAAAUAUAAAGUUCUACUUUGAAUUUAUUAACCUGAUCUGGACCAACUGUUUCCACUAUUAACUACGACAAGCUGAUCUUUAUGAAAAUGCUUUGUCCGGGUAUAAUUCUGAUGAUAUCCUAUUUGACAUUCGUAACCCAAGAACCAAAGAAUAUUAGUUAUAUAUAUAUAUAUAUA
Helianthus annuus (common sunflower) is the source of this 789-nucleotide messenger RNA. RefSeq names its product homeobox-leucine zipper protein REVOLUTA-like. Bases 1 to 621 code for a protein of 206 amino acids. Lineage: Eukaryota; Viridiplantae; Streptophyta; Magnoliopsida; Asterales; Asteraceae. The transcript has 9 exons. Gene Ontology annotation, molecular function: lipid binding; DNA-binding transcription factor activity. The record is from RefSeq and is a predicted model, not a curated record.